Messenger RNA from Podospora anserina S mat+, 2277 nucleotides. RefSeq lists its product as uncharacterized. The transcript is spliced from 10 exons. Lineage: Eukaryota; Fungi; Ascomycota; Sordariomycetes; Sordariales; Podosporaceae. The record is from RefSeq and is a predicted model, not a curated record. Bases 1 to 2277 code for a protein of 758 amino acids. Gene Ontology annotation, molecular function: copper ion binding; oxidoreductase activity.
AUGAAGGCAGCUUCGGUAUGGACGAGCAUCGUCCAAGUCUUCAACUUCUUCACCUUCCCUUCCCCCGGCGGCGACAGCGAUGUUUCUUCCCAGAAGCCUCUCAUCCCGCACACGGACCCUGAGCAGCCGCAAUUCGUGACAGCCAAGAUUAUUCCCAUCACCAAGAAUGAGUUUGGUGAGUAUUACCAUGGAGACAGGCUCAUGGUUCAGGAGUACUCCAGUGGCAUGGUCUACCAUCCUGAUGACUACAAGGAUGUGCCGCUCCGCACGGGCGGCGUGGAGAGGUCGUUUAUGUACAAGGAGCAUCCUAUUGUAGGGACGCCAAAAAAUGGUCAGGAGGGUGAGGAGGGGGGGUUGAAUUGUCAUUAUCCGUACAUGAAGAAUUGGCAGCCGUGUUAUGGGCCGGAGAACAGGACUUGUUGGUUGGAGGCUACGGAUGGGAGUGGGAAGAGGAUUGAUAUUGAUACGGAUUAUGAGAAUGCUUCUCUUGUGCCGUUUGGGAAGACGAGAUAUUACCACUUUGACAUAUCUGAGGAGCCGAUAUCUCCUGAUGGCAUGACGAUGGAGCAUGGGAAGGUCUUUCAGAGGAGGUAUCCCGGACCGUGGAUUGAGGCAUGCUGGGGCGAUACUAUCGAGGUGACAAUCAAGAAUAACCUCCGAUGGAACGGCACCUCGGUUCACUGGCAUGGCAUCCGCCAGUGGGAGACAUUCCAGUUUGACGGUGUCAAUGGCAUCACUGAAUGCCCCAUCGCACCAGGGGAGACCUUCACUUAUCGGUUCCGGGCACUUCAGUACGGAUCAGCCUGGUAUCACAGCCAUUACUCCCUCCAGUACGGAGACGGUCUUCUCGGCCCCAUCACAAUCUACGGCCCAUCAACCGCCCAGUUUGGAGCUAACGAGGCAUUCCGUCCCCUGCUUCUCUCCGACUGGAAUCACCGCAGCGUCUUUGAGGACUGGCCUCUGAUGAUGUCAACCGGUGUCGCUCCUGAAAUGACAAAUAUCCUGAUCAAUGGCACUGGCCAGUUUGGUUGGGGCCCCAAGCCAGAAAAGUACACCAUCUGGCUUGACGAAGGACAGGCGCACAUGUUGAUCUUGGUCAAUACCGCUGUUGAUACCACCUUUGUUUUUUCUAUUGACAACCACACCUUGGAGGUCAUUGAGGCGGACUUUGUUCCCAUCAAGCCGUACAACACGACACACAUCAAGAUUGGGAUCGGCAAGCGCUACCAUGUUCUUGUCCAUGGACACGAAAAUGGGUACAAGACCGAGAGAUACGGCAACUACUGGAUGAGAGCCACCCCUGCUCGAAAGUGCUCCAAGUUUGCGUUCGGUCCGGACGAGCAAAUGGGCAUUGUUCGGUACAACAGGACUAUGCCGCCCAGGGGCUGGCAAGACCCUCUCUCGGAGCCGUCUCUGUACGAUACCAUGUGUGCGGAUGAGCCCUAUGACAAGUUGGUGCCCUGGAGGCCGUGGACAGUGGGCGAUCCUGUCAAUAUCGAUCCCAAGGUUGAAGACCCGUACACGCUCCCGAACAACUCACAGUACAUCUUCAACGUCGGUAUGAUCAGCUCUGGCGGACCUAACAGCUCCAUGCCGUACAUCCCAAACGACAAAGCAUACACCCGCUGGAUGAUGCACGAAGCCCCCUUUCGCAUCAAUUUUUCCGACCCGACCCUCCUCGCCCUGGAUCGCAUCAAUGAGCUCAUCGACAAGCCCUACCUUGACGUGGUCACACUCCCCAAUGCCACCGAUGACCAAUGGGUCUGGAUGGUAAUCACGGCCCCAGACAAGAUCCCGCAGGAAGGUGGUAGAAUCUUCUUCCCUGCUGCUCACCCCAUGCACUUGCACGGUCACGACUUUGCCCUGCUGAGGCAGAGCAACAAGAACUGGUAUGAUGACUUGGAGAUUGGCCAUGAAGGGGAGGGGAGGUGGUUCACGCCGGAUAAGCUGAAUUGCAGGAAUGACAAGUUGAAGUGUGAUAACCCGCCUAGGAGGGAUGUGGUGCUGUUGCCGGCGACGGGGUAUGUGAUUAUUGCUUUCAAGGCGGACAAUCCGGGAAUCUGGAUUUUACAUUGUCAUAUCGCCUUCCAUGCCUCGUCCGGGUUGGCGAUUCAGAUUAUUGAGAACAAGGAGAGGAUCCCCGAGAUUUUGGGGAGGCACGGGGGCAGGGAGGCGAUUGAGGAGAGCUGUGAGAGCUGGAGGGCGUGGCAGAGCAAUCCGAUUAAUCAUUGGGAUUGGCAUCAUCCGGACCAUUUUCAGGAUGAUAGUGGUGUUUGA